GUUACUUUUAGUAUUAGUUCAUGGUAAUGUUGAUGCAUGAUUCAUCUGUUCCUUUGGUGUCAGUUUGAUUUUUAAAUAUUGUCAUGGAUUCAAUUAAAUUGAAAUAUGAAUGCGAUUCUACGGAAAGAAAAAUAUACCCAUUGGAUUUCUUACCUUCUCUAGAAGACUACCCUGGAUAUUAUGAUUUCAGUGUUGAUAUUAACCAAUCACAACAGGGUAAAUCAUCAUGUUUUUUUUCUAAAGUCCUCAAACAAGUUUUUAUCGAUAUGAAUAAAAUGUUACUUAUAAAUUUCCAACUAAGUGGAGAUGUGACUGGUUUAUUCAUCAGAGCACUCCCUGUUUAUGCUUCCCCUGAUUUUUCUGGGAUACCAGUAACAAGAUGUACAGUACAUUCAGUAGAGAGUGAUCCAAAAGGAAAAGCUCAUUCAAGUGGAUUCUGUAAUUGUUCAAAGUAUGAGAAUGUUGGUCAUGUCAUUCGAUCUCAGUCAAGUGACGCACAGUACUAUUAUGAUGACUUGAGUAGAAGACACAGUGUAUUAGUGCCACUCAGGAAGUUACAAGUCGGAAGUCAUUCAUUCCCUAUAGGAUAUUAUUUUACUUGUAAAACAUCAUGCCCAGGUGGAAUGCAAAGAAGGCCGAUUAAUAUUAUAUUUACUUUAGAAACAGCUUGUGGUGAUGUAAUCGGAAGGAGAGUUUUGGGUGUAAGGAUAUGCAGCUGUCCCAAACGUGAUAUGGAAAGAUUAGAGAAGGACUAUCCAAAAGGAAAGAAAAGGAAUUAUGAACAACCUUCAAAAAAGAUAAAAUAUUCUCCUUCGUGUUCAUAUUCGACUGAUGAAAGUGACACCUGUUUCACAAAAUUAAGUGAAGAAAUGAAUGACUUAAGUAAAAUAUUACUUGAAUUUAAUGAGAAAGUUAUAAGUUUAUCUCAAAUUGUCAAUUUGUUAUAAUAAACAACAAAACAAUAUUUGAAAAUAUUUUUUAAAGAUUAAAUUUUUUUAAAUUUAUUGUUAAUUUUUAUUACUUAUACACUAAUUUUAUAUUCUUAUAUAAUUAUGUACUGGCUGAGAUUUUUAUUUUUUAACAAGUUAUUAGUUUCUUUUUAUUGUUAUUUUUAUAUAUUAGGAG
This is a messenger RNA of Nezara viridula (southern green stink bug), 1125 nucleotides long. Lineage: Eukaryota; Metazoa; Arthropoda; Insecta; Hemiptera; Pentatomidae. The record is from the annotation of a GenBank genome assembly.